This is a messenger RNA of Macrosteles quadrilineatus (aster leafhopper), 1879 nucleotides long. RefSeq lists its product as uncharacterized. The record is from RefSeq and is a predicted model, not a curated record. Bases 29 to 1555 code for a protein of 508 amino acids. Gene Ontology annotation, molecular function: protein binding. NCBI's taxonomy places the organism in Eukaryota, Metazoa, Arthropoda, Insecta, Hemiptera, Cicadellidae. The transcript is spliced from 2 exons.
ACUUGUUUCCUAUUACAGAUUCCAUGACAUGGGGAAAGCACUGGACAUUGAGCAUUUGCCCCUAUUAGUUCUAGAUGCACUUGUUCCUUUUCUCUCUGAAAAAGAUUUAAGCAAUUGCAUGGGCGUUUGUAGAAUAUGGUACAGUAUUUUUAGUGAUAAUUUAUUUUGGAAAAGACAUUGUAUAACUAGCUCAAAUCACUAUUUUUCAAAAACUAAGUGCCUUGUUGAACCUGCUUUUCAACUAACAAACGACACACUUAUGCCCAUUGAAGAAAACCGGCUUCAGUUCUUGCAGGAGCAACACUUAUUUCAAAAUGUUAGAUGUGGUCGCUUCAGGAAGGAAGUAAUUGAACAUGAAGAUGAGCGCUGCCGCUUUCUGUUUCCUUAUGUAUUAUUUUUGGACAAUGACCAUAUAUGUGAAAACAGAUAUACCCAUGAUGAAGGUCGAACAUAUGAGACUCGAGUUUGGAAUUUAGCUGAGACUCCAGUCCUAGUAUUGACUAUACCCCACUGUUUGAGUGGAUUGCGGGAAGCUAAAAUUUAUAAAAUAGUCAAUAGCGAUCUGAUAGUUGUCAUUCAGUGUAAUGUAGUACAAGUUAACAAAAUCAGCUUGGAUUCCAAAAGCUGGGUUCGGAAACAUCUCUUCUUUUUUGAUAAACCGGAAGAGUUCUCUCGUAGUUUAACAGCUGAUUGUGAUAUUGAAAGUAUCGUGGUCUCAACAAUUAGUGAAUUUCCAGAGGUUGAGUUUCAUUGUAAGUUUGUUUUUAGUGGGCAAUACAUGAUUGGAACCUAUGAACAUGGGGAAUCUGCUCUCUUGCACAUUUGGGACGUCAAUACGGGGAAAAAGGUUAAAGAAGACAGAUACGAAAUCGGACCAAUAGAAAGUAUAACUUUACAGUCUACUCAGCAAGUCACUGAAAAGGUCCUCGUAACCUACUGUUUAAAACAUGUCGCUAACAUAGGAAAUGAUGUGGGAAAGUGUUGCUCAAUUAUUUAUGAUACUUCACUGUUACAGUUUAUCCUGCCCAGUCGGUUUGUUCACGAUUCUUAUAUGCAUGAUAAACGUGUGUUGUUUUUUGAUGGCCAUUUGAGUGUCAUAGAUGACUAUCAUCCCCUCGAGAUAGUACAUCAUCAUGAUGCAAUGAACCAGUAUAAAACUGGACCAAGCACAUCUUUACUACCUGAUUAUAUAAAAACAUGUCCUGAAACCACUGUUCAUCCCCUAGGCAGUAACCUACUGAUAACUACCGAGCAAGAAAUAUACCUUGUAAAUCCUGUCAAUUUAGUAACCAGUUGCCUAUUGAGGGUCGAUUUUCAACUUCUUUUUACUGAAAUGUUGGCUGGAAGAUUUAUUUUGUUGCAUGGAUACAAUGAUCAACGCUUUCAAGAGGUAUGGGAGAUUGGCAAUGGCAAAACAGAAUGCAGAAAAGUUAUGUCCAUCGCAGAAUCCAUCACACCAAAUGAAGAACUUUGUAUUACCGGGACGUCAAAUAGUGUCUGUUCUAAACUUGUUUUAGAGCAUGAAUACACAACUAUUGUAUUGAAUUUCUGGUAGAAAGUAAAAUAUGUGGUCAGUGUUGUGGCAUGACCUUGUCAUUUUCAGUCAUACUAUGAUCAGGUUUAAAUUAAUUAUUGAAGACCCACUGUUAGUUGAUACAGGAUCACACUUUUUUGUAAUUUACCUAUUUAGAGUUAUUAAGUUUAUAAAAUAUCUUGAAUGUUAUUAUUAUUGUUAUUUGGUUUAUAUAAAGUUUAUGCAAUGUUUAUUAGCAAAUUUCCCAUAUAGGGAGAAUAAGCUAUUACCGUAGUACUCAUGGUAAGACCUGGACCAAGGAGUGAUAUACUUUUUCGUUUUGAGGUCCCCAGAGGCCAAAAACAC